This is a messenger RNA of Otolemur garnettii (small-eared galago), 1026 nucleotides long. RefSeq names its product arrestin domain containing 5 (gene ARRDC5). The record is from RefSeq and is a predicted model, not a curated record. Lineage: Eukaryota; Metazoa; Chordata; Mammalia; Primates; Galagidae. Gene Ontology annotation, biological process: protein transport. Gene Ontology annotation, cellular component: cytoplasm.
AUGGGGGAGAGGGAAGGAUGUUUUUCCACCCCCCAACCCCCCAUGUCUGUGGUGAAGUCAAUCGAAUUAGUGCUGCCCAAGGAUAUGAUCUACCUGGCUGGCUCCAGCGUAAAAGGACAGGUGAUUCUAACCCUGAACAGCACCCUGGUGGACCCCAUAGUCAAGGUGGAGCUCGUGGGAAGGGGUUACGUCGAGUGGAAUGAAGAAAUUGGGGCAUCCCGUGAUUACAGCAGAGAUGUGAUUUGCAACAACAAAGCAGACUACGUGCAUAAGACAAAGACAUUCCCAGUGGAGGAUAAUUGGUUAAGUGCAGGCAGCCACACCUUUGAUUUCCAUUUCAACUUACCUCCCAGGCUUCCAUCUACCUUCAUCAGCAAAAUUGGCCACAUCUCCUACUUCAUACAAGCUUCCUGCAUGGGCCGAGAACACAUUUUAGCCAAGAAGAAGAUUUACUUAUUGGUUCAAGGGAUUUCAGACUUCCAUAAAGAAAACCCAUUCCAGAACCCUGUGUGUGUGCGGGCUGAGAAAAAAGUCUCCUACAACUGCUGCAGCCGGGGCACCAUCCGCCUAGAAAUCCAGAUGGAAAAGAACAUCUUCACGCCAGGAGAAAAAGUUGUUUUCACGACAGAGAUCAACAACCAGACCAACAAAUACAUCAAGACAGUCAUCUUUGCCUUCUAUGCCCGUGUGCGGUAUGAGGGCUUCACACUCAACGCAGAGCAGCGGUCACGGAUGGACAGCAGUGAACUCCUGCGGCAGGAGGCCAACACACAGAUCACGCCCUUCAAUACCACCAAGAUUGUCAGCACCUUCAACCUGCCCCCAGUGCUGUCUGUGAGUGGCAACACACGGGGAGAGAUCAUGAGUACAUACUACGAGCUGGUCAUCACCAUGCACCUGCCCUGGUCUCUGACCAGCAUCAAGGCAACAGUUCCCAUAAUCAUCAUCAGCACCUUGGUGGACUCUGCCCAGUUACCAGGCACUGGAAGGGAGAGUGAGACUGUGAACCGGGAUAACCAGAAUUAA